This is a messenger RNA of Poeciliopsis prolifica (blackstripe livebearer), 1991 nucleotides long. RefSeq names its product gamma-aminobutyric acid receptor subunit rho-3-like. Gene Ontology annotation, biological process: regulation of membrane potential; chemical synaptic transmission; monoatomic ion transmembrane transport. Gene Ontology annotation, cellular component: synapse; neuron projection; GABA-A receptor complex. Gene Ontology annotation, molecular function: GABA-A receptor activity; neurotransmitter receptor activity; extracellular ligand-gated monoatomic ion channel activity. The transcript has 10 exons. Lineage: Eukaryota; Metazoa; Chordata; Actinopteri; Cyprinodontiformes; Poeciliidae. The coding region runs from base 161 to 1573 and encodes 470 amino acids. The record is from RefSeq and is a predicted model, not a curated record.
GCAGCGGGCAGUCAGGAGGUUUCCUCACGGCUUCGCCCUGCUGUGAAGCGGAGGAACCCGCCGCGGGAUGCUGGACUCCAACCUCCGGCUCUGAGUGUGGAUGUUCCUGGCGGCGGAGCAGGGCGCUCGCUGCGGCGGGGAUGCUGCUCUGGUGUGAAAAAUGAAGGCGGACGUGUUGGCUUGCCUGGCGCUGACGGCGGCCAGCUUUGUUGCCACAGUGACCGGCGGCCGCAGCUCCAACCGCAGGAGACACAAGGAGGUUUUCCUGGGAGAAAACAGCAAGUUCAAGUUUGGAGGACGCAUCGAUUACAAGCUGAAGAGGCAGGACAGCACCAAAACGCUGCUAAUAAAAAGUGAACAACUGCUGAGGAUCGAGGAGCAAGACUUCGCCAUUAGACCAGGCUUUGGAGGUUCAGCCAUCCCGGUGGGCAUCGAUGUGCAGGUGGAGAGCAUCGACAGCAUCUCUGAGGUCAACAUGGACUUCACCAUGACUCUGUACCUGCGUCACUACUGGAAGGACGAGCGGCUGUCGUUUCCGUCCCGCACCAACCAGAGCCGGACGUUCGACUCCCGGCUGGUGAAGAAGAUCUGGGUCCCUGACGUCUUCUUCGUCCACUCCAAGCGCUCCUUCAUCCACGACACCACCAUGGAGAACAUCAUGCUGCGGGUUUACCCCGACGGAAACAUCCUCUACAGCGUCAGGGUGACAGUGACGGCUCUCUGCUCCAUGGACUUCAGCAGUUUUCCUCUGGACACUCAGAACUGCUCUCUGGAGCUGGAGAGCUAUGCAUAUAAUGAGAACGACCUGAUGCUUUACUGGAAGAACGGGAACGACUCUCUGAGGACGGAUGAGAUCGUUUUGUCCCAGUUCUUCAUUGAGCAUUUCCAUGCCUCCAGUGGCCUCGCCUUCUACAGCAGCACAGGUUGGUACAACCGACUCUUCAUAAACUUCAUCCUGCGGCGCCACAUCUUCUUCUUCAUGCUGCAGACAUAUUUCCCCACCAUGCUGAUGGUCGUCCUGUCCUGGGUUUCCUUCUGGAUCGACCGCAGAGCCGUUCCCGCCCGCGUGUCUCUGGGCAUAACCACCGUCCUCACCAUGUCCACCAUCAUCACCGGAGUGUCCUCAUCCAUGCCUCAGGUGUCGUACGUGAAAGCUGUGGACAUCUACCUGUGGACCAGCUUCCUGUUUGUCUUCCUAUCUGUCAUCGAAUAUGCUGCUGUCAACUACUGCACCACCCUGGAGGAGAUGAGGAAGAUGAGGAGGGGGAAGAUCCCCUCCACCUUCAACGCCAGCCAGGCCAUGGCCUUUGAUGGCUGUUUCCAUGACAAUGACAUCGAGCUGACCACCUUUCCUCGGAUGGCGACGGCACUGACCUCCGACCCCCUUACGGCCCCGAGCCCGAACUCGGACCUGCGGCCGCCGGAGGGGACGCGUCUGCGGCGGCAGCGGUCGGUGCGGGAGAACGUGGAGCUGCUGGUGAACAACAGCUACAUGAUCGACUCGUACUCACGCCUGGCCUUCCCGCUGUCCUACCUGCUCUUCAACACCGUCUACUGGAGCCUGUACUGCUGACCGGGUCCAUGCUGACUGGGUCCGUGCUGACCGGAUCCAUGCUGACCAGAUCUGUGCUGACCGGGUCCAUGCUGACCGGAUCCGUACUGACCGGAUCCAUGCUGACUGGUCCAUGCUGACUGGGUCCAUGCUGACUGGGUCCGUGCUGACCGGAUCCGUGCUGACCGGAUCCGUGCUGACCGGGUCCGUGCUGACCUGAUCCAUGUUGACCUGAUCCAUGUUGACCUGAUCCAGGUUGACCGGAUCCAUACUGACUGGGUCCAUGUUGACCGGACCUGUACAGCACAAUCUGCAGAACUGGUUCAGUCAGCCAAACGCUCAACAUCCUGACAGUACAGCAUUACUUUAUUUGGAUUUUUUAAACUGUGAUGGUUUUCUUUUUGUGUUUUGUCAUAAAAUGUUAUGAUAUUUUGUUUAU